GCGGAAGUAAACAAACAAAGAGCUAGCAGCGUUAGCUCCGUACUCUGCAUGCGGACAUAAAAAGCGUGAAGAGGGUGUUGUGUUCAUGUGUCGCAGGUAAAAUAUUCUGUUGUUAGCGAAGCAGCGAUGUCUUCACUUCAGUGUUUCAGAGAUUUAAUCACCGAACGACUAACUGUUGCUGCUGAAGAAAUAUUCAGACACGUCGAAAGAACCGUCGUAGAGUACGAGGAAGAGUUGGAUCGUCAGCGCAAACUGUUGGAGAUCGUUUGCAAACCUCGAGUAAAGUUAAAGCGAAUAGAGCUUCCACAGCAGCAUGUCCCUAAAGAGGAGGAGGUUCUCACUGAGCAGCAGCUCUGUAACCAGGAGAGGAACUCCAGUCUGGACCAAGAGGAACCAGAGUCACUACAGAUUAAAGAGGAGCAGGAGGAAAUCUGCACCAGUCAUGAGGGAGAACAGCUUGAAGUGAAGCAGGAGGCUGAUACAUUAAUGUUGACUCCUGAAAAUGAGGAAAGUGACCACAUGGAACCAGGAAGAAAUCUUCAGCACAGACUCUUUAUGAAGUGGGGCCCUGUAAUAAAGUUACAGAGGACAGAGCUUCCACAGCAGCAUGUCUGUAAAGAGGAGGAGGUUCUCACUGAGCAGCAGCUCUGUAACCAGGAGAGGAACUCCAGUCUGGACCAAGAGGAACCAGAGUCAAUACAGAUUAAAGAGGAGCAGGCGGUAAUCUGCACCAGUCAUGAGGGAGAGCAGCUUGAAGUGAAGCAGGAGGCUGAUACAUUAAUGUUGACUCCUGAAAAUGAGGAAAGUGACCACAUGGAACCAGGAAGAAAUGAGGAAGAUGUGGAUCUUCAGCACAGACUCCAUAUGAAGUGGGGCCCUGUAAUAAAGUUACAGAGGACAGAGCUUCCACAGCAGCAUGUCUGUAAAGAGGAGGAGGUUCUCACUGAGCAGCAGCUCUGGAACCAGGAGAGGAACUCCAGUCUGGACCAAGAGGAACCAGAGUCACUACAGAUUAAAGAGGAGCAGGAGGAAACCUGCACCAGUCAUGAGGGAGAACAGCUUGAAGUGAAGCAGGAGGCUGAUACAUUAAUGUUGACUCCUGAUAAUGAGGAAAGUGACCACAUGGAACCAGGAAGAAAUGAGGAAGAUGUGGAUCUUCAGCACAGACUCCAUAUGAAGUGGGGCCCUGUAAUAAAGUUACAGAGUACAGAGCUUCCACAGCAGCAUGUCUGUAAAGAGGAGGAGGUUCUCACUGAGCAGCAGCUCUGGAACCAGGAGAGGAACUCCAGUCUGGACCAAGAGGAACCAGAGUCACUACAGAUUAAAGAGGAGGAGGAGGAAAUCUGCACCAGUCAUGAGGGAGAACAGCUUGAAGUGAAGCAGGAGGCUGAUACAUUAAUGUUGACUCCUGAUAAUGAGGAAAGUGACCACAUGGAACCAGGAAGAAAUGAGGAAGAUGUGGAUCUUCAGCACAGACUCCAUAUGAAGUGGGGCCCUGUAAUAAAGUUACAGAGGACAGAGCUUCCACAGCAGCAUGUCUGUAAAGAGGAGGAGGUUCUCACUGAGCAGCAGCUCUGUAACCAGGAGAGGAACUCCAGUCUGGACCAAGAGGAACCAGAGUCACUACAGAUUAAAGAGGAGCAGGCGGUAAUCUGCACCAGUCAUGAGGGAGAACAGCUUGACGUGAAGCAGGAGGCUGAUACAUUAAUGUUGAAUCCUGAAAAUGAGGAAAGUGACCACAUGGAACCAGGAAGAAAUGAGGAAGAUGUGGAUCUUCAGCACAGACUCCAUAUGAAGUGGGGCCCUGUAAUAAAGUUACAGAGGAUAGAGCUUCCACAGCAGCAUGUCCCUAAAGAGGAGGAGGUUCUCACUGAGCAGCAGCUCUGGAACCAGGAGAGGAACUCCACUCUGGACCAAGAGGAACCAGAGUCACUACAGAGUACAGAGGAGCAGGAGGCUGAUACAUUAAUGUUGACUCCUGUUGAAGAGGAAAGUAACCACAUGGAACCAGAACCAGACAGUGACCACCAGCUCCUCUCUCACAGCUCUCCUGCAGCUCAGAGUCAAGAUCAGACAGGAAGUCACCAUGUUGACUCUUUGUCUAAUAGUCAUGCAGAGUCAAAGCCAUGCAUUACCAAAGUAGAAAACGGUGACACAUCAAAGAUAGAGUCUGAAACUUACACAGGUAAAAAGUCUUUUAAAUGUGAUACUUGUGGAAAAAGUUUUGUUGAUAAGUCUCAACUGAUCAUACAUAUGAAAGUCCACACAGGGGAGAAACCAUUUUCUUGCACAACAUGUGGAAAGUGUUUUAUUUCGCGUAAGGACUUGAUAGUCCAUGGAAGAAUUCACUCUGGUGAGAGGCCGUAUUCCUGUAAAACAUGUGGAAAGGGUUUUCAACGAAGGCCUAAUUUGAGAGACCAUGAAAGAAUUCACUCUGGUGAGAGGCCGCAUUCCUGUAAAACAUGUGGAAAGCAUUUUAUGCGAAGGUCUAAUUUGACAGUCCAUGAAAGAAUUCACUCUGGUGAGAGGCCAUAUUCCUGUAAAACGUGUGGAAGGGGUUUUACUCAAAGAGGGAGUUUGGUAGAACAUGAAAGAAUUCACUCUGAGAAGCCCUAUUCCUGUGAAACAUGUGGAAAAUGUUUUGUUGAUGGAAAUGAAUUGAAAGUCCAUGGAAGAAUUUGCUCUGGUGAUAGGCCGUAUUCCUGUAAAACAUGUGGAAAGAGUUUUAUUCAAAGGCGGAGUUUGACAGUCCAUGAAAGAAUUCACACUGGUGAGAAGCCCUUUUCCUGUAAAACAUGUGGAAGGGGUUUUACUCAAAGAGGGAGUUUGGUAGAACAUGAAAGAAUUCACUCUGGUGAGAGACCGUAUUCCUGUAAAACAUGUGGAAAGCGUUUUAUGCGAAGGUCUUAUUUAAGAGUCCAUGAAAGAAUUCACUCUGGUGGGAAAACAUAUUCCUGUAAAACAUGUGGAAGGAGUUUUCGUAAAAGUAAGGGUUUGAUAGCACAUGAAAGAAUUCACACAGAUGAGAGCCCACAUUCCUGUAAAAUAUGUGGAAAGUGUUUUAAUCAAAGGUGGCAUUUGACAGUCCAUGAAAGAAUUCACUCUGGUGAGAGGCCGUAUUCCUGUAAAACAUGUGGAAAGAGUUUUCUGCGAAGGUCUGAUUUGAUAACCCAUGAAAGAAUUCACUCUGGUGAGAAGCCCUAUUCCUGUAAAACAUGUGGAAAGGGUUUUAUUAAAAGGCAGAGUUUGACAGUCCAUGAAAGAAUUCACUCUGGUGAGAGGCCGUAUUCCUGUAAAACAUGUGGAAAGAGUUUUCUGCGAAGGUCUGAUUUGAUAACCCAUGAAAGAAUUCACUCGGGUGAGAAGCCCUAUUCCUGUAAAACAUGUGGAAGGGGUUUUACUCAAAGAGGGAGUUUGGUAGAACAUGAAAGAAUUCACUCUGGUGAGAGGCCAUAUUCCUGUAAAACAUGUGGAAAGCGUUUUAUGCGAAGGUCUUAUUUGAGAUUCCAUGAAAGAAUUCACUCCGGUGAAAGGCCAUAUUCCUGUAAAACAUGUGGAAAGCAUUUUAUGCGAAAGCCUAAUUUGAUAGUCCAUGAAAGAAUUCACUCUGAGAAGCCCUAUUCCUGUGAAACAUGUGGAAAAUGUUUUGUUGAUGGAAAUGAAUUGAAAGUCCAUGGAAGAAUUCACUCUGGUGAGAGGCCGUAUUCCUGUAAAAUAUGUGGAAAGUGUUUUAAUCAAAGGUGGCAUUUGACAGUCCAUGAAAGAAUUCACUCUGGUGAAAAGCCACAUUCCUGUAAAACAUGUGGAAAGUGUUUUAGUCAAAGCUCAGGUUUGAUAGUCCAUAAAAGAAUUCACUGUGGUGAAAAGCCAUAUUCCUGUUAAAUAUGUGGAAAGCCUUAUAUGUGGAGGGGGGGGUUGGUAGCACAUGAAAGAAAUCACACUGGAGAGAAACCACAUUCCUGUAAAAUAUGUGGAAAUUUAUGGUCAAAGGUCACAUUUGAUAAGACAUGAGAGAAUUCACACAGGCAAGCCAUAAACAUGUACAACACGUGGAAAAUGUUUCAGUCGAGGUUUGUCUUUGGUAGAACAUAAAAAACCUCAGAGGUGAGAAGUCAUAUUUCUGUAAAAUGUGGAAAGUGUUUUAUUUGAAAGGAGUAAUUGACAAUCCAUGAGAGUCCACACAGGAAUGAAGCCUUUCUCCUGUUAAACAUGGGCAAAGGAUUCUUGAUAUAAGUUCAGUUUGAUCGAACAUGAAAGAAUUCACUCAGUUCAACCAUCUUAAGUCUUUUAGUACAAGACAGUGGUGAGACCAGCGAUGCUGUAUGGUCUAGAGACAGUGGUACUGAGGAAAAGACAGGAAGCAGAGCUGUAGGUAGCAGCGAUGAAGAUGUAGCUGCUCGCAUCCGCUUCAAGUGCUUGCGUUCCAUGCUACAAACGGAUCCGGUCCAGCCUACAUCCAGGACAUGAUCAAAACCUACACCCCAGCCCCAACCCAGAUGUUGAGGUUCUCUUGAAACAAAGACGGAUAGGAUCAUGAAUGAGUCAUUUAGAGGAACAGCACAUGUUAGAUGUUUUGGAGAUAUGGUCAGAGAGGCCUGAAUGAGAUGGUUUGGUCAUUCACAGAGGAGGGAUAGUGAGUAUAUUGGUAGAAAGAUGCUGGGGUUGGAACUGCCAGGCAGGAGGUCUAGAGGAAGACCAAAGAGACGGUUUAUGGAUGUAGUGACAGAGGACAUGAAGUUAGUUGGUGUGAGAGAGGGGGAUACAGAGAACAGGGUGAGAUGGAGGAGGUUUAUUCGCUGUGGCGACCCCUGAAGGGAGCAGCCGAAAGGAAAAGAAGAAGAAGAAGAAUUGUACAUGCACAUGAAUUUUAAGUUCUGUCAAAGAGAGGGUUGAGGUGGGGUCCAAUUCUUUGAGCACUUAAAAUGCACUGCUGCUGCAGAGAAAGCAGCUCAGAGAGAACAUCGGUAAAAAGUAAUUUGAAGCUUGAUUUACACACACAUCCCACAUCCUAUAUUUGCUACUAAAAUAGCAACUGUUUUGAGUUAAGGUGAUCUUUAACAGAUUAUCUUUUAGAGUGAAUUAGAAAUGUUCUGACUCUGAAUAACACACCCUAUAUGUGCUGAGAGGCAUAUGAGAAAUGUGUGGUGUGAUUGAGUUGAUGUGAUGAAGUUGUGUUUAUAUUUUAGUAAUACCAUCAUUUGUAUUUGUCAUGAAUAAAAAAACACAUUUA
Molecule: messenger RNA, 5230 nt
Organism: Solea solea (common sole)
Lineage: Eukaryota; Metazoa; Chordata; Actinopteri; Pleuronectiformes; Soleidae
Product: zinc finger protein 420-like
Exons: 7
Coding region: 127-3882 (1251 amino acids)
Biological process (GO): negative regulation of transcription by RNA polymerase II
Molecular function (GO): DNA-binding transcription repressor activity, RNA polymerase II-specific
Source: RefSeq, a predicted model, not a curated record